AUGCAGUCGGCGGUGUGCGUGUCGCAGGUAGGAGGGUACAGGGCGGAAAUGGGCCGUGCCUCGAAGGACAAGCGGGACAUCUACUACCGCAAGGCAAAGGAAGAGGGCUACCGUGCAAGGAGUGCGUAUAAGCUGCUGCAGUUGCACGAGGAGUUUGACAUUUUGCAUCGAGACAAAAUUUGCACAGGCGUCGUGGAUUUGUGUGCGGCACCGGGCAGCUGGUCUCAGGUGCUGGCGCGACACCUGCGCGAGGACGUGCGUGAGACAACCGGGCAGCCGUCCGCAGGUGCUGCACGCAUCGUUGCCGUUGACCUGCAGGAGAUGAUGCCGAUUGAGGGGGUGAAGCUGCUGCAGGGCGACAUCACAAGUGAAGUCACCGCACGGGAAAUUAUCCGGCUUCUCAACGGCAACGACGAAGUGGAGGGCGAGGCCGCAGGCGCGGCGACAGAGGAGGGCGCCGGCUCCACGGUGUGUGGCUGUGAGAAGAAGGCGGAUCUUGUCGUCUGCGAUGGGGCUCCGGACGUGACGGGGAUGCAUGAGUUGGACGAGUACCUGCAGCACCAUUUACUGCUGGCGGCGCUGAAUAUCACGACGUUUGUGCUGCGUCGUGGGGGGACGUUUGUCACUAAAAUGUUUCGUGGCCCCAACACGCCUUUCCUGGUGGCAAAGUCCGAGGUGUUCUUUCGGCAUGUCAUGAUUGCGAAGCCAAAGUCCUCGCGCAACGCCUCGAUGGAGGCAUUCAUGGUGUGCCAGGACUACCAGCCCCCUGCCGCCUAUCGCCCCUCCUUCGAUCGCCCCCUCACGACGACCACGCGGUGCUUUACGCCUGCUGCCCCACCGCCACCGGCCCUCACGCUCCAGCAACGGGAGGUGCAGCAAGAGACGACGGAGCAGCAUGCGUACGAGACAUUUAUGAUGGAUAGCGUCAUUGUGCCCUUCUUGGCCUGCGGAGAUCUCUCCGGCUAUGAUGCGGACAUGUGCUACGAUCGGGAGGCUGACGCGCCGGUGUUGCCGCCAGUGCACCCGCCGGUGCAGGCGCCGUACUUGACGACCGGUGGCGCCAACAACGACGGCGGCUGCGGGGAGACACACAGCUGUGGGACUUCUGCGCUGAAGCGCCAACGUCCGGAGUGA
Molecule: messenger RNA, 1134 nt
Organism: Trypanosoma rangeli
Lineage: Eukaryota; Euglenozoa; Kinetoplastea; Trypanosomatida; Trypanosomatidae
Product: ribosomal rRNA methyltransferase
Exons: 1
Coding region: 1-1134 (377 amino acids)
Biological process (GO): cytoplasmic translation; tRNA methylation
Cellular component (GO): cytoplasm
Molecular function (GO): tRNA methyltransferase activity
Source: RefSeq, a predicted model, not a curated record